AUUUACCAAAAAUGGAACCCUUCUUCUCCUCUUAUGUCUUUAUCAUUUUUCUUCACAUAACCUCUUCUUCAUUUUCUUCUUCUGAUGAAAUAGUUUGUUUUAGAGGGUGAUCGGAGAAAAAAAGAAAAAAUGGGUAGAGGAAAGAUUGAGAUUAAGAGAAUUGAGAAUGCAACCAACAGACAAGUUACUUACUCAAAAAGAAGAUCUGGGAUUCUGAAAAAAGCUAAAGAACUUACUGUUCUUUGUGAUGCUGAAGUUUCUCUUAUCAUGUUUUCUAGUACUGGAAAAAUGACUGAAUACUUAAGCCCUUCUCUUAAUGGAAAUACAAAGAGGGUGUAUGAUAGGUAUCAACAAAUUUCAGGCAGUAGUCUCUGGAAUUCUCACUAUGAGAGUCUGCAAAAUGCCUUGAACAAGCAGAAGGAAAUUAAUAAAAGGCUUAGGCGAGAAAUAAGGUAUCAAGAAGCUCGAUCUAUUUUUUAUGUUCAUUGUAUUGUGAAGAAAUUAAUUAUUUUUAGUUUCUGGAUUUAUAGGCAGAGGAUGGGAGAAGAUCUAGAUGAACUGACCAUUGAUGAAUUGCGCAAUCUUGAGGCAAAUUUGGAAGCUUCAGUUAAAGUAGUCCGUGAUAGGAAGUACCAUGUGAUCAUUACUCAGACGGAAACUACCAGGAAGAAGCUAAGGAACCACACUGAGCAACACCAUGGUCUCCUACGUGAAUUUAUGAGGAUCCCCGAUUUAUAUUAGCCGGUCAGGAGGAAGAUUAUGAAUCUGCAAUUGAAUUGGCGAAUGGUCAGAACAUAUUUACGUUCCGCCUGCAACCAAGCCAGCCCAAUCUUCACAAUGGAGGGGGAUAUCACUGUCAUGAUCUUCGCCUUGCUUGAGUAUAACGUGAGGUCUAUCAUAUUACUCUUUUAACAUUAUAUAAUAAUCGUAAGCAUGUGUUAAUAUGGAUGCCUUCGGACCAUUGCGUUGUUGUUGUUGUAUGAAUCUGAAUUAUGUAAUCAGGCCCUCAACUUUUAACUAAUAUAUCUAUGAACCAUGCGUGUAAUAUGUGCUCAAUUAAUAUCACUUAUGCCAGACUGUAUGGCCGUGGACAAGAGAAUUUAAGUUGCAUUU
Molecule: messenger RNA, 1113 nt
Organism: Papaver somniferum (opium poppy)
Lineage: Eukaryota; Viridiplantae; Streptophyta; Magnoliopsida; Ranunculales; Papaveraceae
Product: MADS-box transcription factor 16-like
Exons: 6
Coding region: 130-741 (203 amino acids)
Biological process (GO): positive regulation of transcription by RNA polymerase II
Cellular component (GO): nucleus
Molecular function (GO): RNA polymerase II cis-regulatory region sequence-specific DNA binding; protein dimerization activity; DNA-binding transcription factor activity, RNA polymerase II-specific
Source: RefSeq, a predicted model, not a curated record